UCACAACGUCAGUCAAUCCCUUUACGAGUCAGCAGCUGUAUAGCACUGUCCUUCGAACUGAAGAUCAAGACCUAUCUACCAGAGCUCAUAUCAAGCGAUGCCCAAAGCUUUGAAAUCCAGCAAACCGCGGCACGACCCUUUGCACGUCGAGUUGGCUCAAGAUGAUACCUAUAGGAAAUUUGGUCGAUCAGCUGUGAAUGGCAAGAAGAAGGCCAAAGUGGUCGAAGAGGAGGAUGAAGAGCAGGUCGGAGAGGACGCCCGAAUGUCAAAGAAGAUCUUGGACCUCGCAAGGGAUCAGCAAGCUGAGAUUGCGAGGGAGAUUGCCCUGAAUGACGAUGAAGAGGACGAUGAUCUUGAAGAUGAUGAUACGCCUGGACCAUCUACACGACCUCGGCCUAUGGAGAUGCCAUCAGAUGAUGAGGAGAAAGAUGAGGAUGCAGAAGAUAGCGAUGUCGAGCUGGAUAUCGACCCAGAGGAUCAUGCUACGCUCGAUGCGCUGGCUCCUGAGCAGAAUGGCCGCACACUGGCGGAUAUCAUCUUCAAUAAGAUGGCCGGAGGCGCAGUCUCUCAGGGAGCAGCUGCUGAAGAGGAGGAUGAGGGCCCUCCGGAUCCUAGAAAGGGCCUGAACCCUAAAGUCGUCGAGGUGUACACAAAAGUCGGAUUUCUCCUGUCGCGAUACAAAUCCGGGCCUCUUCCCAAAGCACUCAAGAUUUUACCCUCUCUUCCUCACUGGGCCCAGCUACUGGCCCUCACUGGCCCCACUCAAUGGACCCCACAUGCCACAUUUGCUUGUACGAAGAUCUUUGUGUCUAAUCUCAAGCCUUCCGACGUCCGAGUCUACCUUGAGGGAGUCUUAUUGGAUCAGUGUAGAGAGGACAUGCGGAUGAACAACGGAAAACUCAAUGUCCACUUGUACGAAGCAUUGAAGAAGAGUCUCUAUAAGCCAGCGGCGUUCUUCAAGGGGAUCUUGUUCCCCUUGUGCGAGACCGCUUGCUCCCUCAAAGAAGCUGCCGUCGUCGCUUCUGUCCUUGCAAAGGUCUCAGUACCUGUUUUGCACUCGGCUGCUGCAUUGCUGCGGCUCGCGUCAAUGGACUACAGCGGCCCAAACUCGCUCUUCAUCCGCAUAUUACUGGACAAGAAAUACGCCCUGCCGUACAAGGUUGUCGACGCGCUGGUCUUCCACUUUAUCCGUUUGGCCAAUUCCUCUCGUAGUAAAGAUGGAGACGAUAAACUGCCAGUACUGUGGCAUCAAAGUUUGCUCGUAUUCGUGCAGCGGUACGGCUCGGAUUUGACGCCUGAUCAAAAGGACGCUCUCCUCGAUGUCAUCCGUGUUCGACCACACGCGUCUAUCAGCCCUGAGAUCAGAAGGGAGAUUAUCAACAGUGUUGAAAGAGGAGCUCCUCGUCCCGAUGACGAUGAUGUGGCCAUGGUCUAGGUAUGCAUACCGAGUGUGUGUGUGUUGUGUGCUUUGUUAUACCUCAAGACAAUGUUUACUCGUUUGAUCGACGAGGAAGGGACAGUGUGUCUAUUGUGAUCCAUCUGCGCCACGCAAAG
Messenger RNA from Kockovaella imperatae, 1554 nucleotides. Its product is annotated as Bystin-domain-containing protein. The coding region runs from base 98 to 1435 and encodes 445 amino acids. The record is from RefSeq and is a predicted model, not a curated record. Gene Ontology annotation, molecular function: snoRNA binding. Gene Ontology annotation, biological process: rRNA processing. Lineage: Eukaryota; Fungi; Basidiomycota; Tremellomycetes; Tremellales; Cuniculitremaceae. The transcript has 9 exons. Gene Ontology annotation, cellular component: preribosome, small subunit precursor; cytoplasm; nucleolus.